This is a messenger RNA of Penicillium verhagenii, 2901 nucleotides long. RefSeq lists its product as uncharacterized. NCBI's taxonomy places the organism in Eukaryota, Fungi, Ascomycota, Eurotiomycetes, Eurotiales, Aspergillaceae. Gene Ontology annotation, molecular function: metal ion transmembrane transporter activity. The coding region runs from base 1 to 2901 and encodes 966 amino acids. Gene Ontology annotation, cellular component: membrane. The transcript has a single exon. The record is from RefSeq and is a predicted model, not a curated record. Gene Ontology annotation, biological process: metal ion transport; transmembrane transport.
AUGUCAGAUUCCCCCCAGCUUCUUCCAGACAGCCCGACGGAUACUCCAUUCCAACUGCUCAAGGCUUAUGAAUUUUGGAACUUCACAUCGGAGGAACCUGAGAGUCGUGCAAUUCUUGAAGAUCUCCUAGGCCGAAAAGAAGACAACAUUGGUGUCCAAUGGCUAACUGCUCUUGAUGGAGAAAACAAGCGGGGCUUUUUUGCCUGGCCCCAUGGACACCGGAGUGGCAUUGACUAUUUCCGGUUGGACGAUCACGUCUGGAUCUGGAAUGCCAUACGUGCUGUCGCUGCUAUGAACUCUCUGAAGGCUACUAGUACCAAAUCCCCACUUCCGAAAUGGGAAAUCGAAUGGAAGAAUCUUAUGCGUACAUAUGAGCCAGGAAGGGUUAAGAGGGAAAUCAUCCAACGUUUUACCACCAUCAAUGAUCCUGCUAAGCAGCGAAUGCUGGCGGUGACGCGUUCUUCACGUGAAACAAGAUUCGCGUUCCAUUCCCGGGACACAGCGUUAUUCUACGAGAUCAACAGUGAACGGAUGUUAGAUGGAACCGAUCCACGGUGGUACAGUGCUAUGGAAAUUCAAAGGCAUUUCUUUUCAAAUCUGGAGUGGGGCGAGACAGAGAAUCCAUUAUAUCACGGCUUGAAUAUUCUUAUGGCCCUGCGAGGCGUCCCACUAUAUGGGGCUGAUGCCGAUAAGCUGUUUCAGAGGUCAAAAGAGACCAUUGAGAAUAGUAUACCCAUCAAUGGCCUUAUUCCAGAUCAGCUGGACGGUGCCGGUGGAGAUGAAGGACCGCCAUAUCAUCGUGAUUCUCUACUACAUAUACCAUUUGAAACUCUGUAUCUGCUAUCAGGCCCCGGGAAAAAGGGAUCGCCGGCUUCUGCACAGGAACUAGAAAGCCACAAACCAGAAGAUGGCAUUCAAGAUAGCGCCGCACAACGCCUGGAAAGAACAGUCCCAUUCAACGAUAAGAUCGAUGAGAAAAAUAUCAUCAACGUGAAGGAGGAGUGGCUUUACAAUUAUCCCGAUUUUCUGGAUUUCGACCCUUCAGAUUCCAUCGAGGAGCAACUUACUGAGGAGGUUGAAUGGAACGAGUCCCUAUUGGUUUUGGGGAAAGAGAUUCAAGACAGCUGGCCCUACAUCUCUUUGUUCCAUAUAUUUCAGGACCUUGUCCUUGAAGCGAUAUUCUACUGGUGGGAUGCACGAAAACCCGGCGAUUGGGAAUACAAGCCCUGGAGCCCGCCAUCAUCUGAGUCUCAACAUCUAAUGAUUGACGUUCAAAAGAAGAAAUCUCGAGACAAGAAGGCCCUCCGCCUUGACACACGUGUUUUCCAAAGUAACGAGAUUGAUGACUCAUGGGGACGCUUGAAGGAAUUACGAGACAUUAACAAUGCGAAGAAGAGAUUGCUCUGGUUCCUGAAUGCACCAAGGGACUAUGCACUCAUGUGCUACCUUGGAUCCUCCCCUUCAGAGAGACAACAGAUUCGAACUUUCUUUAACAGGCAUGUAAACUAUGUCAUAUUCGUCGAAGAUAAGACGAAUCGAGUGAGGAACCUCUGGGAGACAGAAUUUCAUUGCGGGUUCUUACAAUUGAUCAAGAAAGGUGACCAUAGCUUGCCACCCGCGACUUGUGAAAUGUUGCGACCUGCGAUGGACAAGCUACCAGAACUCGAUGACUUCAAGCUCGUCCGCGCCGCAGUUAGUUUCCGAUUUUGUGGUGAUUUCUUUGACCGCUUCUGGACUUGUCACUUCAUUGAGAGCUACCCUGGAGAGCGACCGGAGGGUGAUAUCAAGGCUUUUUUUAGUCGAGAUAAUAAAAGGCUAGAAGGCCUGUUCUCAGGCGGUAGAGAUCAUGUCUGGCAGCAACGGAAAAUUCUUGAGCUGCUCCUUUUCAACCGCAUCCUCGCCCAGAUAAACGUUAGCACGCGAGGGAUCACAGACAGGAUUCGGGAAGAGUUGGCGACCAAGAAUGCUGUGCAGAGCCACGGUGAAGAAAAGAAAGGGUUACUGGGCCCCUAUGACACGGCAGUCUACUUCAAAACGCUGAAGAAAUGGGCAUCACUACAUGAGAUGCUCGAAGUUCUGGACGACGAGCUGGGCAGAAUAUGGGAAAAUGUCAAUGCCUGGCAAAUGAGGGAACAAGAUCGGCGGACAGAGCAGCCAAGGUGGACAAAUAAUGAUGAAAGAAAAUACCGCGAUGCUCUCAACGCCGUUUUUCUCUUGAGUCAAAACGCUGAACGAGAGCUGCAUGGCGAGCGGUCAAAGGUGGCAUCCUUCAUCAAAUCUUUGCAGUAUCAGAGCGAGGAGGCCAAAAACAACUAUGAUCGCCACAUGACCGAGCGCAGUUUUCAGCAGAAUGACAAUGUCAAGUAUUUUACUUAUGCGACUGUCAUCUUCCAGCCCCUGGCAUUUGCUGCCAGCAUCUACAGCAUGCAGAGUUCGCCGCCAACAGAGGUCCUACAGCACAUGGUGAUAUGCUCUGUCGUUGCAUUCGUUGUUCUUCUAAUAAUUGUCAUCUCACUCCCAUUCUUUCUGCGCCCCAAUCAGCUCUGGCAUUCCUUUCUUCAGAAUCUUGGACCCGUUUUUGAUGGGGCUGAGCCAGUCAUUUGGUGGUUUGGAGCAGUGGCAGUCGCCGCUGAAAAAGGGUUGUUUUUCAAAAAAGGUGGGUUUGCUUUGUUCAAAUACCUUUGGUUCGUGAGACAAUCAUCCAAACCAAAUGUACAACGGAGUGAUGUAGAAUCUGGAUUGAAAAUUGGCCACCAGUCAAAAGCCACAGUUUCUUUCCGACAGGCGGUGACCACCUUCGCAGCGCAAGAACCCCUGAAUGGGACUGUUGAUUGGUGGCAUACUCAAGCCCCUGACGCGAACAGUGGGCUUGGUGAGCUUACCCGUAUCUCGGUGCCUUGA